CGUCUUCAAAUUGCUAAGAGGCGCAGGGCAAGCUGUUCUUUGUUCAAUCUCUCUUAUUACUCUGAAUUUUCAUUCCAAUUCCAAUUUCCAAAUUUUUAUUUCGCAGUAAUAUUCUCAGAUUUGUUCUUCUGCUCAUUCAGUGGUUUUGCAGGAAUUAUGUCUUUUGGAAGGAAUUUGCAAGCACAAGGAUAUCAACAUGGUGGUUGUUGUCCCACCUUUGAUGGAAACAACAACCAUGGCAACCGGAAGCGAAGCAGGAUCAACUAUCAUCAUGGGAAUUAUGACAUUCGUAAUCACUACUGGGCAGAACAUGGUUUCUAUGCUAAUGUCCACAACUUUGAUUACGGUAACUAUGUUCAGCACGAUGUUGUGCCUUCAUCUUUGAAAAGGAGAAAACAUUCAACUCCUAGUUGGGAAAACAACCAGAAACACUAUCUUCCUUCCACUGUCCACAGCAAUAUUCCCACUACCUCUGUUAACUUUCAAGAACCUCCUUCAAGGUCCAACGUCGAUGCUUCGAUAUCACCUAUAUGCAAGCUUGAUUGUUCUAUAUUUGAAGAUAAAGAGCCGGUGUUUAUGUCAAGGGAUGAGAUUGAUAGAUGUUCUCCAUCAAGAAAAGAUGGUAUUGAUGUACUUCACGAGAGACACUUGCGCUACUCCUACUGUGCCUUCAUUCAAAAUCUUGGGAUGUGGCUUAACUUGCCUCAAACUACCAUCGGGACAGCCAUGGUUCUGUGCCACCGUUUUUUUGUUCGAAGAUCUCAUGCUUGCCAUGACAGAUUUUUAAUUUCUACUGCUGCCCUUUUUCUUGCUGGAAAGUCAGAGGAUACACCAUGCCCUUUGAAUAGUGUGUUGCGAGCAUCCAGUGAAAUCUUAUAUAAAAAAGAUUUUACUUUGCUGUGUUAUCUGCUUCCUCUUGAUUGGUUUGAAAAGUAUCAUGACCGGGUGCUUGAGGCUGAGCUAUUGCUGCUUACUACUCUAAAUUUUGAACUCAAUGUGCAGCAUCCAUAUGCACCUCUUACAUCUAUCCUUGACAAAUUAGGCCCAUCAAAGACCAUUUUGGUGAAUCUGGCAUUGAACUUGAUCAGCAAAGGCCCACAAUCAAAUUCAAGGGUCCUUUAUUUGAGCUGCAAGCAUCUCAAACUUGUCUACGUAUAUUCCCUGUUCCCUCCUGGAAAAAUCCCUUUGAUUUCAAGAACAGGUUCCCUGUAUGAUGAUUACCAUAUUAGUCAAAAGGAGCUCAUUUGAGCCUUUCGCUGUCCAAUUCUUGUUCUGCCUCAUUCAUCAGCUUGAACAAAGCCAUGCCAUUCCCUCAAUCUCUCCAUCCAUAUUUUUGCCAGUUGGAGUAACAGCUUUUGUGGUGUCUCUUGCUCAACAAAAUACAUUUCUGCACAGGAAGGUGGAAGUUCAACUUACCAAGAGACAACAGGUAUUUGGAGCGAUAAUUGAUGACACCUGAGCUGACUGAUGAGGAAUACAAAUUCUUCUGUUGGCACUGUAAUCCUUGUGAAAACUUGAAAUGUCAAGCCAGAGGACUUCCUAAUAUCCUCAAUGCUGGUCAGCAAGGAACCCAGCUUAGCUGAGUGAUCAUUGAGCUGUACCUCAUGUUCCUUCAGUAUCAAAUAAUGAUUAUGCACCAGUACUUCCUCCUGAUUGAGAGUGUAUUCAACAACAGUUCCCACAUGAGUGUCUAAAGUGUCAAUUCAUUGAGAAGCCAUACAAGUUUGCACACAAUAGAUUCUCCCUCACAGCUGCAUCUCAAUGAAAACACCAAAUUAUAGGAUCAGAUGGUAUCUAGCUGGGAGAAUAUAUUUUAUUGAUGAAAAGAAAAGUGAAAUUAGGGAAAAUAAGGAGCUCCAUGCUAUGGAGAAACUUCAUAUACAUAGCCCAAGUUGUAAGCCACAAAUACAGAUGACACGAUCCUGUGUGACUCCCCUUAUACAUCAAUUCUCUUCAGUAACAAACUACUCUCCAGGAAUGUUUUUUCUCUCCUUUUUAAGCCAUAAGCCUAAUAGACUUGCUGGAUUUUGGGUGCAGAUAACCCAUCAAAUACGUAUAAACCUCCAUUUCCUUCAGUCUGUUUUGGUUUGAAUGUGUAUGUAUUGUUUCAACCUGAUGUCCUCUUUAGACACCAUUUUUAUUGGUUUGACUUGGUUCGAAUAAUGUAAUACAUAGCAAUUGCCUGAAAAACAUAAUGCAUAUUUUCUUGAGGUCUAGAGAACUAGUAGCCUUGGUGUCUCUCUUCUAAUUUUUUGUCGAAGGUUAUGUUCAACCUCUUAAUAUUUUUCUUUAGAUCAACUGCUCUUUGCAAUUAAUCUUUCAUGGGGUAUUGAUU
Molecule: messenger RNA, 2335 nt
Organism: Vigna radiata var. radiata (mung bean)
Lineage: Eukaryota; Viridiplantae; Streptophyta; Magnoliopsida; Fabales; Fabaceae
Product: cyclin-T1-3
Exons: 6
Coding region: 157-1248 (363 amino acids)
Biological process (GO): regulation of transcription by RNA polymerase II; positive regulation of DNA-templated transcription, elongation
Cellular component (GO): nucleus; cyclin/CDK positive transcription elongation factor complex
Molecular function (GO): cyclin-dependent protein serine/threonine kinase activator activity
Source: RefSeq, a predicted model, not a curated record